AUGCUCAGCGAGGCGAGCCGCGUGCAGACGAACGCGCUCCAGUCCGCGGCGGAGAUCGCCACGGACGCGCGCUUCACGGAGUCGCUCCGCGUCGACUGGCGGCCGCGCGACGCCAUGUCCGAGGCCGACGCGGACAAGCUGCGCCGGAAGUGGUGCAUCCUCGUCGACGGCGACGACGUGCCGGCGCCCAUCAAGUCCUUCGCGGGCAUGGGCCUCGAGCGGGACCUGCUGGACGCGCUCGGCGAGAAGCGGAUCACGCGGCCGACGCCCAUCCAGGUCCAGGGCAUGCCCGUCGCGCUCGCGGGCCGCGACAUGAUCGGCAUCGCCUUCACGGGCUCGGGCAAGACCGUGGCCUUCAGCGUGCCCCUCAUCGUGCGCGCGCUCGAGGCGGAGCGGCGGUCGCCGCUGCGGGCCGGCGAGGGCCCCGUCGGCCUCGUCUUAUGUCCCUCGCGCGAGCUCGCGCGCCAGACCUGGGAGGUCGUCGACUUCUUCAUGGCGCGCCUGCGCGGCGCCGGCGGGCGGCGGGGCGACGUGCUGCGGUCCGCGUGCUGCAUCGGCGGCGAGCCCAAGGGCCCGCAGCUCGACGACCUGCGGCGCCGGGGCGUCCACGCCGUCGUCGCGACGCCCGGGCGGCUCAAGGACUUCCUCGAGUCGCGCCAGGUGCGCCUGGGCCGCUGCUCCUACUUCUGCCUCGACGAGGGCGACCGCAUGCUCGACCUCGGCUUCGACGAGGAGGUGCACAAGGUCAUGAACCACUUCGAGGCCCAGCGGCAGACGCUGCUCUUCUCCGCGACGAUGCCCCAGAAGUUCCAGGACUUCGCGCGGGGCGCCCUCGUGCGCUCCGUGCUCGUCAACGUGAGCCGCGCGGGCGCGGCGAACCUCGACGUGAUCCAGGAGGUCGAGUACGUCAAGCUCGAGGCGCGCAUCGUCUACCUCCUCGAGUGCCUGCAGAAGACGGCGCCGCCCGUCGUCAUCUUCUGCGAGCGCAAGGGCGACGUCGACGACAUCCACGAGUAUUUACUGUUAAAAGGCGUCGAGGCCGUGUCGAUCCACGGCGGCAAGGACCAGGGCGAGCGCAACGGCGCGAUCGACGCGUUCAAGCGCGGCGCCAAGGACGUGCUCGUGGCCACGGACGUCGCGGCCAAGGGGCUGGACUUUCCGGACAUCCAGCACGUCAUCAACUUCGACAUGCCCGCGGAGAUCGAGAACUACGUGCACCGCAUCGGCCGCACGGGCCGCUGCGGCAAGACGGGCGUCGCGACGACGUUCAUCAACAAGACCGUCGAGCCGUCGAGCCUGUUGGACCUCAAGCAUCUGCUGGUGGAGGCGAAGCAGCGCGUGCCGCCCGUGCUCCAGGUCCUCGACGAGCCCGACGCGAACCGCCUCGCGGGCGACGCGAAGGGCUGCGCGUUCUGCGGCGGCCUCGGCCACCGCAUCACGGACUGCCCGAAGCGCGACAAGGACGCGCGGCGCCUCAACGCGAACCGCCGCGACAUGAUCGCCGGCUCCGGCGGCGCGGGGGGCGACUGGUAA
Messenger RNA from Aureococcus anophagefferens, 1533 nucleotides. RefSeq lists its product as hypothetical. Gene Ontology annotation, cellular component: spliceosomal complex. The transcript has a single exon. The record is from RefSeq and is a predicted model, not a curated record. Lineage: Eukaryota; Pelagophyceae; Pelagomonadales; Pelagomonadaceae. Gene Ontology annotation, molecular function: zinc ion binding; ATP binding; RNA binding. Gene Ontology annotation, biological process: mRNA splicing, via spliceosome. Bases 1 to 1533 code for a protein of 510 amino acids.